This is a messenger RNA of Pseudomyrmex gracilis, 1968 nucleotides long. It is a transcript of the gene meng, whose product is annotated as serine/threonine-protein kinase SBK1. NCBI's taxonomy places the organism in Eukaryota, Metazoa, Arthropoda, Insecta, Hymenoptera, Formicidae. The record is from RefSeq and is a predicted model, not a curated record. The transcript is spliced from 2 exons. Gene Ontology annotation, biological process: peptidyl-serine phosphorylation; peptidyl-threonine phosphorylation. Gene Ontology annotation, molecular function: protein serine/threonine kinase activity; ATP binding. The coding region runs from base 384 to 1550 and encodes 388 amino acids.
ACGGAAAAUGUGAACCGAGCGUCGUCGUAUUGAUACCGAGGUCGCUAUUUCUGUGCCUAGUCUCUUCUUCGCUUUCAAGUGACACCUGCUACGUAAGCCGAACUGUCAGCAAACGCAGUUGAUAAUAUAAUUUAUCCAAAACGCGAGCUGAAUUCGCGUUCGCGAUAUUUGCGCGACCAGCUGACAUCAUCACGCGUGUGCGCGGGACGUGUCGCGACACAUGAAGAUGUAGAAAGGGACCACGUCGCGAUAAUUGCAAUUUAAAUAAGCAAGACAGUGCAUACGUACGCGCGUAUUUUAAUUGACACAUAUAUUAUCGACCGCGGUGUGUAUCAGUCCGCGGUGAAUUUCCCGGUCCUGUUCAAGCGGAUUUCGCUGUCAAGAUGAAGCUACACGAGAAAAAAGAAUCGGGCAUCCACAAGGUGCAGGAGGUGCCUCUCGAGGAACUUGAUCUGGCGAAGGAGUACAACGUGGAGAAAACUCUGGGCGAGGGUAGUUUCGCGAAGGUCUUAUUGGCGACGCACAGAGCGAGCCAGACGAGAGUGGUCUUGAAGGCCGUUCAUCAAGAACUCACGUCGGAAAAGGACUUUUUCCGCGAGUUUCAUUACUCGUAUCAUCUGAGCCCGCAUCCCAAUAUACUCUGUUCGUACGCGGUCGCCUUCAAGGCGGAGAAAUGUUUCGUUUUCGCGCAGGAAUACGCGCCGUACGGCGAUCUCGCGGGCAACGUGAAAGCCGGCGGACUGAGCGAGGACGCCUGCAAGAGAAUCGCCGGCCAGCUCGCCUCGGCCCUCGAUUUCAUCCACUCGAAGCAGCUGGCUCAUCGAGACAUCAAGCUCGAGAACGUGCUGGUGUUCGAGCAGGAUAUGAGCAAGGUGAAGCUCUGCGAUUUCGGUUGCACGAGACGCGAAGGCACCUUAGUCAACAAGAUCCGUUGCAUUUGGGUGCCUUUUCAACCGCCCGAAAUACACGAGGUCAUCAAGAACGAGAGGUACGCGUGCAAGAGGAGCUCCGACUGCUGGCAAUUCGGAAUCGUUCUGUUUGUCUGUCUGACCGGCAACCCGCCGUGGCAGAGCGCCGACCCGAUCCAAGACCCGGACUACUCGGCCUUUCAGCGAUGGCUGAAGAGACGCACCACCAAGAUCCCGCCUACUUUCCGACGAUUCACACCCAGACUGUUGCGAUACUUCAGGCGAGCGUUCGAGCAUAAACCGGAGAAGAGGCCGCACGUAACCGAGAUCAAUAAGUAUCUGAAGGACUCGUGGUGCAUCAGCAAGAUCAGUCACAGCGCGACGUCAACGUCGGUCGACGUCAGCGAGAGCCUCAACAGACGAGCGGACAGCCUACUCUACCUCGACACAAUCCUGGACGACCGGAACAACAUGGACGAGAACAAGAACAAGCUGAGGAAACUUCUCAACAGCUACGGCCUGGAAACCACGGUAGAUCAGAAGGUGGUCACCAAAAGAAUAUGGGAGUGGGUGAUGCAGUGCGACUCUAACAUCGACAUGGAGCCUGGCCUCAUCAGUGGCUUCAGUACGGAGGAUAUGUGAGAGCUAGCGAAGUCCUGCAGCGAGCCAUGCCUUCGAGCUGCCCACGAGGAAUCGAACAAGUUCCGCAUAGGCAGCUUCCACGUGUCGACCUCAUACAGAUGUGCCAAAUAAUAACACAAUCGGAGCGGAGAAACACUUCCACGAAGAACCCCGAAGAGAAGAAUUUAACGAGAAGAAAUCACGGCCCUUAUUCUCCGGUGACGUUCCAGAAAAAAAUGUCGAAAUGUUAGACACGGGCGGACCAAUUAUUGAUGAACUUCCUUAAUUAAGUAAGAAACGCGAGCGAGUUUGAGAGAUAACGAAUGAUAAUUGCAAUCGUGUUGACAAAUAUGAAACGACGAUUUUCUCGUAAUUCCAAAAAAAAAGUAGAAACUUGGAAACAUAAAAGCGUUCAAAAGACGUAACAAAAAAAAAAAAA